AUGAUGGUGGAUGGUACGAAGCUUCCCAUCCAUGGGGGGUCAACACUGCAGUUGCAGAUAGCACAACUAAAGGCAGCGGCAAAUGAGGAGAAGCCGAUCUCGGAGCUACACGCAGCAGUACAGGGGGUGUUAGCAGAGUACAAGGACAUCAUGCCGGACGACCUGCUUACAGGAGUGCCUCCAGCACGAACCCACGAGCAUGAGAUCGUGGAGGAACCAGUAAUGCUAUUCGGACUCUGCAUCGCACAGAAGACAUUCCAAGAGGAGUGCGUAGUAGUGCACCUGGAUAAUAUCCUCAUCUACUCAAAGAACCUAAAGGAGCACGUGAAGCAUCUGCGGAAAGUCUUCGAGAACCUGCAGGAGAACAAGUUCUACGUCAAGAUGUCAAAGAACGACUUCGUCCUGAAGAAGGUACAGUUUGUCGGACACAUGGUGAGUGCGGAGGGCGUACAAUGUCGGGGUCACCUCCAAGGGUCCUUGGGUGCCUGGUACAAGACCAGCCCCUAUCCUUGGCUUGCUGUGCAGACCGUCGAUCAGAUUAAGCUGAGAACUUCCUAA
Messenger RNA from Closterium sp. Yama58-4, 558 nucleotides. The record is from the annotation of a GenBank genome assembly. Lineage: Eukaryota; Viridiplantae; Streptophyta; Zygnematophyceae; Desmidiales; Closteriaceae.